AUGCCGGCCGCGCCCGCGCCGGCCCCGCCGCCCCGAGGGGCCGCGGGGGCCGCGCCAGCCGCGCCCGCUGCGCGCACUCGCCUCAACAGCAAGGCCUGCGCCUACAUACCCGGCGCGGCGGGCCCUGGCUGUCAGGGCGUCGGCGGUCGCAAUGGCUUGGGCGAAGGACGCGUCAAGCCCCGGCUGGAGCCUCCCGCCGUGGCGGCGCCGGCAGUGGACGAGCGGACUACGGUGAUGAUGUGCCGGGUGCCGCUCUUCUACACGCGCGACAUGUUGCUCGAUUUGUUCGAGGCCAAGGGUUUGUUCGACCACGUCGAUUUUAUUUACGUGCCGAUCAAGUUCAAGACUGGCCUUGGCUUUGGCUAUUGCUUCGUGAAUCUUACCACGCACGAGCAGGCGAGGACGUUCAUCCGUACUUUCGACGGGUUCGACGACUGGGAGUCCUCAUUCUCCACGAAGGCGUGCCACGUGCGCUGGAGCGAUAAUCAGGGCUACUGGCCGAAUGUCUUUCGGUUUCAGAAUAGCUCUCUGAUGGGCGAGGACGUGCCAGACUUCUACAAGCCUGCGCUCUUCAGUCGUUGUGUUCGGGUCCCAUUCCCCGGGCCCACUAAGAGCGUGCGCAAGAUGAGGGCCAAGAAGCUGUCCGCAGAUGCGACUGUUGAGUGGUGA
Molecule: messenger RNA, 669 nt
Organism: Prorocentrum cordatum
Lineage: Eukaryota; Dinophyceae; Prorocentrales; Prorocentraceae
Source: the annotation of a GenBank genome assembly